GCAAAAUGGCCGCCAUCUACAUGCGAAUGCUGGGCUACACCGUGACCUUGACAAUGCAUAUUAUUAACACGUAUGUGUUAACCAGCUUUCUUCAGGGCCCAGUCAUGGAAGACCCUAACAUUAGGACCUUCACCGCGAUGUAUAAAAGAUUCUUUACCGUCUGGACUACGUGCCUCCAAAUCCUCGUAGCGUCGCUGGGUCUGACAUCUGACUACCUCAUGCUAAAAUACUCAAAAAAGAAAGAACAAGAACCUGAUUGGCUGAGGGUUAUGAGGAGCACGAAGAAUCGUCUUUUCGCUGCUGUUCUUUGGCCUACGGUUUUUCCAGAUGUGUGCCACAAAUUCCUGGAUAACUUCGCGGACUUCACGCAGUACCUCAUCGACGACGCCGACAUCGGGGCCGUGGCGUUCGAUAGCGACUACAAGGUGAACCUGCCCAAGAUGUACAAGGCCGCCACGUACCUGAGGAGGCCCGAAGUGCACUUUAUGAACGGCCCGACGGACAAGUUCGUGCCGGUCAAGGGACAAAUGACAAUAGGUGUGGCAUUCGCCGCCGAAUUGGUGUCGGAAUUAGUAAACAGGGAGCCCAUAGGUUUGGGGAAGCCGUCAAAGAACUUCGGAGUGCUCGGGAUGAGACGAGCGGGGGUGACUGACCCUAGUAGAGUGUUGUUUAUCGGAGAUACGCUCGAGCAAGACGUGCGCCUAGGCAAGAACACUGGCUUCAAAACAUUGCUGGUCCUAACUCAGCACUCGGAACAAGUAAUGAUGGCUGAACCUGUCGCCCUGCAACCAGACUUCUUUGCCCCGUCUUUAGGAACUAUAGUACCUAAGUUUACAAAAUUAGUGAAAAACUAG
Cydia strobilella is the source of this 854-nucleotide messenger RNA. RefSeq names its product chronophin-like. Bases 6 to 854 code for a protein of 282 amino acids. The transcript is spliced from 5 exons. Lineage: Eukaryota; Metazoa; Arthropoda; Insecta; Lepidoptera; Tortricidae. The record is from RefSeq and is a predicted model, not a curated record. Gene Ontology annotation, molecular function: phosphatase activity.